Molecule: messenger RNA, 1699 nt
Organism: Saccostrea cuccullata (small rock oyster)
Lineage: Eukaryota; Metazoa; Mollusca; Bivalvia; Ostreida; Ostreidae
Exons: 5
Coding region: 257-853 (198 amino acids)
Source: RefSeq, a predicted model, not a curated record
CCGGAGUAGUGUUUGUAGCAAUUCUAGUACCUGGUCCUGCAUCAAAGCUUCAGGACUAUUGAUAUUUAUCUCUGCAUGGAUUCUCUUAUGGCUUUGGUUCUUCCCAGAAACAUGUUACUGGUGGUGGUCCCUAUAUUCUUCUGGCUUUUGUGCAUUGAAAUGGAUUCUUGAACCAGAGCCAUGUGAACCUGGUCCACCUGUACCUCUCAUUGAAGACCUGUUAACAUCACCAGAGUAUGUUCAUUCCGAUACCCCUAUGGUAUGGUUACAGCAUGCAUUAUCCCUGUCAGAUGAAGCCAUUAAAAGAGCUGCAUUGGAAACAACUGGGCAACGAGACAACCCAAUGUGGUCGAUUGUAAAGAAAUACAGAAUAACAGCUUCCAACUUUGGUGCAGUUCUCAGUUCUAAGCAAAGGCGAUUGACAUUGUCACUGAAAAAACGGCUUAUGUCAGCUUACAAGCUAGAGUCCAUCAAGGCUGUUGCAUGGGGUAUCACUCAUGAAGAUGAUGCUUUGAGAAAGUAUGAAAAGGACUUUGAUGCAGCUGUAGAGCAGUCAGGGAUAUGGUUGCAUGAAUCUGGAGUGUUGGGAGCUUCACCUGAUGGCUUAGUUGUUCGACCACCAACAUGCAGUGUAUUUUAUCAAACUCCAGAAGCCAAAGACGCCAUUCCUGAUAUUGUAGAGGUGAAGUGUCUAUAUACAGCAUCGUCUUCAACAGUAGCAGAUGGGGCACAAAAUUUGAAGGAUUUUUUCAUAGAUCUUAAACAAGAUACCCUGUGCCUGAAAACCAGUCACCCAUACAUCAUCAAAUUCAAGGCCAAUUUCACAUAUGUAACAAAACAUGCUGUGACUUAAUUGUGUGGACAAGAGUAGACUGCAUUGUGAUUAGAAUAGUAAAAGACAUUUAAUGGACAGCAAAUGUUUCAAAGCUGAUAGAUUUCUACUUUAACAUUUUCAUUCCAGCACUGAGGCCGUCCUUAAAAAAUUUCUUUUUUGCGGUAACGCGCCUCAUCAUUUUAGGUGCGAGUAGGUAGGUAGGCUUUUUUUUUUUUGAGACAAAAUGUUAGAAAUAAAUUUCUAUAAGAUUAUAUAGAGGUAUUAACUAUGUCUUAGAUUUCACCUUACUAAUCAAACAAGAAAAUGAAAGCAUUCUAAAUUCUUUCAUUGCUCAAAAGUCAGAACACAUCAGUUCUUUUUUAAAAACGGCGUAGGUGCAAUGGAGACUUAAAAAAAUAUCAAUUGAAAAAAAAGGAAAAUGGAUAUGUAAAGAAAAAAAAGAGAAGAUUUUUGAGGCUAUAAAAAAAUUCCAGUAGGGUGGAUUUUGGUGAGUCGGUCGUGUUACCGCAAAAAAACUAUUUUUUAAGGAUGGCCUGAUGGAAAACUGAGUUCUGGUUUGAACUUCUUGACACUUGGUUUUGUACCUCUAGAAUUUUCUAACAAUGGAAAAUGGGUAAUCAUGUUAAACAUGUUGAAUGUUCCUAAGUCUUAUAAAUGUAUGAUAUGAUAUGUCACAAUCCAUCAUAAAACUUCUGGCUUAUAAGACUAUUUUAAAUAGCAAUGAUGAUUAAUAAAAUCUAUGUACUACAUAAAAAAGAAUAUCAAAAUUUAGAAUCAUUUUAUUAAUGAAUUGAAGAUGUUAUUCUCAAAGUGAAAAUGUAACAUUUUUGUCUUUGUUAAUAAAUAAAUUGUUGAAAACAUGAA